AUGUCGAAAGGCAGUACAAAAUUCCAACCACUUGACGACAUCAAGACUAUUUUGAUCACUGGGGGAGCUGGUUUUAUUGGGAGCUGGGUUACGCGACAUUUGGCCCUGGUUUACCAAGAGUCUUAUAGAGUUAUUUGUCUCGACAAGCUGGACGACGUUGCUUCAAUGCGCAAUAUCGAAGACUUGCUGUCUUUGCGCAACUUCACGUUCGUGCAUGGCGACAUUACAUCCAGCGAAGAUCUAGGUAGGGCCUUUAAGGAGAACAACGUCGAUUGCGUCCUGCAUUUUGCCGCUUUGAGUCAUGUCCAAGACUCGUUCAAAGAUCCUGUGGCUUUCAACGUGAACAAUGUCUGUGGCACACUCACUCUGUUGGAAGCAAUUCGAGCUUACGGGAAUGUCAAACGUUUCAUCCAUGUUUCCACCGACGAGGUCUAUGGGCAGAUUGAAGAUGAUUUUGCCAACGAGAGCCAGAUUCUGCAGCCGACGAGCCCAUAUUCUGCCAGUAAAGCAGCUGCAGAGAUGCACGUGUUGGCGUAUCAAAAGAGCUUUGGGUUACCGGCUAUCGUUGUGCGGAGCAACAACGUGUACGGACCACAUCAAUACCCUCAGAAAAUUAUUCCCUUGUUCAUUCUCAAAGCGAUGAAGGGAGAUAAAUUGCCUAUCCAAGGCAGUGGAAUGCACUCUCGGCGCUAUCUAUACGGCGCCGAUGCUGCGGAUGCAUUUGACACGAUCCUGCACCAAGGAUGCUUAGGAUCUACCUACAACAUUAGCUCUACCCACGAACUGAGAAACAUCGACAUUGCUUUCAAAAUACUCUUAUUACAUGGGUUUGAUGCCAGAGACCGCCCCAGCGAGUACAUUGAAUGGGUCGCAGACCGACCUUUCAACGACAGCAAUUACAAGAUCGAUGACAGUAGAUUGAGAAAUCUGGGAUGGCAGCAGAAGACCGAUUUUGAUGCGGGUUUGAAAGUCACCGUGGAAUGGUAUCAGAAGCACGCUCAAAAUUGGUGGAUGAGCAAGCCAGUACCUAAUUGA
Messenger RNA from Bacidia gigantensis, 1035 nucleotides. RefSeq lists its product as uncharacterized. The transcript has 3 exons. The record is from RefSeq and is a predicted model, not a curated record. The coding region runs from base 1 to 1035 and encodes 344 amino acids. Gene Ontology annotation, biological process: nucleotide-sugar metabolic process. Lineage: Eukaryota; Fungi; Ascomycota; Lecanoromycetes; Lecanorales; Ramalinaceae. Gene Ontology annotation, molecular function: dTDP-glucose 4,6-dehydratase activity.